AUGUCCAAAUCCUCUUCAGCGUCGUCGUCUUCCACAGGAACGACACCGUCUCCUUCCAUAAAACACGAAUCCUACUCUCACAGUCCAGUCCACUACGCCGUCGUAUUAGGCGACCACACAACACUCACCCGCCUCCUCUCCACUCUCCCCAAACUCACUGACCCCACCAAAAUCCACACCGAGUCAGACUCACUGAGUCAAGAGCAACUCGCUGACAAAAUCUCAUCUCUCGUAGAUCGCCGUGAUGUCCCUUACCGUGAAACACCUCUCCACCUUGCUGUCCGCUUAAACGACCUCUUCGCUGCCAAAUCCCUCGCAGCUGCUGGCGCUGACGUGUCGUUACAGAACUCAGCUGGUUGGAACCCACUGCAGGAAGCAUUAUGUCGCCGGUACUCAGAAAUCGCUCUCAUUCUCCUCCGUCUCCACCACCGCUCCGCCUGGUCCAAGUGGCGCCGGCGUCUGCCUCGUCUGACUGCCGUCCUCCGCCGCAUGCGUGAUUUCUACAUGGGAAUUUCGUUCCACUUUGAAAGUUCAGUCAUCCCUUUUGUAAACAAGCUUGCUCCAUCGGACACUUAUAAGAUCUGGAAACGUGACGCUAAUCUCCGAGCAGAUACUACCUUAGCUGGCUUUGACGGCUUGAAAAUCCAACGCGCCGAUCAAAGUUUCCUCUUCCUCGGCGACGGUGAUCAAGCACACUCCAUUCCUCCCGGUUCUCUCUUAGUUCUGAACCAUGAUGAACGUAAAAUCUUUGACGCAUUCGAAUCCGCCGGAGCUCCGAUGAGCGAGUCUGAUAUCGCCGGAUUCUGCUCCCAAACAAGCGUGUACCGUCCCGGCAUGGAUGUUACUAAAGCCGAAUUAAUAAGCCGAACAAAUUGGAGACGGCAAGAGAAAACAGAGUCUGUUGGCGAAUGGAAAGCUAAAGUUUACGAAUUAAACAACGUCCUCUUUAGCUUCCGAUCUCGUAAAGUCAGCGAAAACGACGUCGCGGGAAGCGAGCAAGUUUUGCCGUUAGAGCUUGACGAAGACGAUGACGGUUUUUUAGUAGCUGAAAACCACAGCUUUCUUAAUUUUGAAUUUAAUAAUGGAAAUGAUAGUAAAAGGAGGCAUAGCAGUUUCGUGAGGGAGGAGAGGGAGUUUGUAAGCGUAGGGAGGAAGAGUGUGGAUAUAUAUCCGUCGUCUACAGUGGCAGAGAGGAGGAGGAGGGUGGUGGCGGUGCCGGAGAAAGUGAAGGAGAAAGAGUAUGUGAGGAGUUUGAAGCCGUCAGUUUGGUUAACGGAACAGUUUCCGCUAAAGCUUGAGGAGGUAAUGCCGUUACUUGACAUUUUGGCGAACAAAGUCAAAGCCGUUAGGAGAAUGCGUGAAUUGCUCACUACUAAAUUUCCGGCGGGAACUUUUCCGGUCAAGGUGGCGAUUCCGGUGGUCCCGACAGUAAGGGUGGUGAUAACAUUCACAAAGUUUGUUGAGCUACCACCAACGGAACAAUUCUACACUCCACUUUCAAGUCCAAGACACUUUGGUGGGCAUGGAGGAAGUAGAGUAGGAUCAGCAGACGACGAUGAUAAAAAAUCAGACACACAUUAUUCAUCGUUACCAUCAUCGUCGUCGUCGACGUCCACCUCAUGGUUGCGGCGAAACAGCAGCCAGUCAGCGAGCAAGCACCACCACCACCAACGACAAUGUUCUUCAGCUGGGCAGCAACUUACCGACCCUUUUGCUAUACCCAGUGGAUAUACAUGGACAAGCGUUGAUGAUAAGCCUAGCAAAAUGAAGAAAUCUAAGUCUGUAAGGAAAUCUAAGUAA
Dovyalis caffra is the source of this 1800-nucleotide messenger RNA. Lineage: Eukaryota; Viridiplantae; Streptophyta; Magnoliopsida; Malpighiales; Salicaceae. The record is from the annotation of a GenBank genome assembly.